Tauraco erythrolophus (red-crested turaco) is the source of this 411-nucleotide messenger RNA. RefSeq names its product dnaJ homolog subfamily C member 15. Gene Ontology annotation, molecular function: ATPase activator activity. Lineage: Eukaryota; Metazoa; Chordata; Aves; Musophagiformes; Musophagidae. Gene Ontology annotation, cellular component: PAM complex, Tim23 associated import motor. Gene Ontology annotation, biological process: protein import into mitochondrial matrix. The record is from RefSeq and is a predicted model, not a curated record.
UAUGCCAAAUACGCCAGGAUCCCUACGGGCGCUGGCAAGGGCCAAGCUGAGCUGGACAGAGGGGUGGCCAGAACUGUGAUAGCAGUUGGACUUGGUGUUGCAACUGUUGCAUUUGCAGGUCGUUAUGCUUUCCAUCUUUGGAAACCAUUGGAGCAGGCAAUUACUGAGACAGCAGAGACAAUUUCAACUUCUAGUCGUUCAUCGUACUCCAAAGAAGGAUUUGAGCAGAAAAUGAGUAAGUGAGAAGCUAGUCUUAUUUUAGGUGUAAGUCCAUCUGCUGGCAAGGCCAAAAUCAGAACAGCCCAUAGAAGAACCAUGAUUUUGAAUCAUCCUAAUAAAGGUGGAUCACCUUACUUCGCAACAAAAAUAAAUGAAGCGAAGGACUUGUUGGAAUCCACUGCCAAAAAUUGA